This is a messenger RNA of Nilaparvata lugens (brown planthopper), 1448 nucleotides long. Its product is annotated as splicing factor YJU2. NCBI's taxonomy places the organism in Eukaryota, Metazoa, Arthropoda, Insecta, Hemiptera, Delphacidae. The coding region runs from base 239 to 1225 and encodes 328 amino acids. Gene Ontology annotation, biological process: mRNA splicing, via spliceosome. The record is from RefSeq and is a predicted model, not a curated record. Gene Ontology annotation, cellular component: U2-type catalytic step 1 spliceosome. The transcript is spliced from 7 exons.
CAAAUAAAAUUGCUUUCCUUAGUAAAUGAUGGUGAUAAUGGAGUUUUUGUUAUGUUUGUCGAGUUAUACUGUUGAAUAUGUGUUUUGUUUGUGAAAAUUUUUUGUACCAUUAUGAGUAAUCAAAAUAAUGAUUCACCAACAAAAGAAUUUUACAAUGGACGUUACAUCUUUGUUACCGGAGGCACUGGGUUCAUAGAAAUACUAUCCCCCGGACUUCGAUCCGUCGAAGAUCCCUCGUAUGAAAUUGCCCAGAAAUAGACAGUACACGGUACGUUUGAUGGCUCCUUUCAAUAUGAGGUGUCAAACUUGUGGAGAGUACAUUUACAAAGGUAAAAAGUUCAAUGCCCGGAAAGAAGAUGUUGAGGGAGAAGAUUAUCUUGGAAUAAGAAUCUACCGAUUUUAUAUCAAGUGUACUAGAUGUCUACAAGAAAUAUCUUUCAAAACUGACCCAAAGAAUACUGAUUAUGAGAUUGAAGCAGGAGCUACGAGAAACUUCAUGGCUUUGAAAUUGGCUGAGGAGCAAGCGCAAAGAGAAGAAGACGAAAAGAAGGAAGAAGAGGCCAACAAUCCUAUGAAGUUAUUAGAGAAUCGAACUCAGCAAUCCAAACAAGAGCUUGAACUUCUGGAGUCCCUGGAGGAGCUGAAAGAUCUGAACAGGAGACAACAAAGCAUUAACUUUGAUGCUAUGCUUUCACAGUUCGACACUCGCGAAGCAAAGGAGAAAAUAUUGAAAAUGCAAGAGGAAGAUGAUGAACGAUUUAUAAAAUCUGUAUUCGGUAAAGAGAAGAAAAUGGUAAAAGAAGUAAUAAUCGAAGACGUUGAGGAUGAGAAAUCAGCGGACAAAUCAUCUGACUGUGAUCCACCUCCUGCUAAAUCAAUGAAAUUAUCAUCAUCAACAUCGUCUUUUACUCUAUGCAGUUCAUCAACGACCACAUCUGACCCAUCUACAAUCUCCAAUUCAACAUCAGAUCCCUUACCGAAGGCAAGCAGCCUUCUCACCACGAAGCCGGUAGCAUUGAAGCCAGCUGACGAUGAUUCAUGGUCGAAAAGUGUUGGUUUGAUGUCACGUAAGCCAGGCGCUUUGAGUGGCCUUGUCAAAAUCAAAUCGCAGGCGACCGUCUCCAAAGAAGUGCCUUCUGAGUCCUCAUCGGUUGCCCGACCUGUUUCUAGUAGUUUAUCAAUGCUGAGCAACUACACGGAUAGUGAUGAUACUGGAUCAGACUGAAGCAUGAGACAUCUAUGUUGUUGAGAUGUUGACAUCACGUGGUCUUUGAGGUCAAAAGAUGCUUUGAAUGGUCCCAUUGUAUGCUGUCAUGGGUAUGAAGAACAAAGCGAUUCACACAAAAUAUUCAUGACUGGAUGAAUGUCUUAGACAAUUGUUGUAUUAAUUAUCAUAAUUUGGAAAAAAACUCUUCCAAUACAUAUAAUUAAAUUAAAUUUAGUUUCAA